AUGGAGGCCUUCAGCAAUAUGGGAAACCACCUGGUUUCCAACUCCGCUGCCGCCAUCAAUGCCACCGACGAUGUAUCCACCCUCGACCCCGAUGAAAGCGUCCUUAGCCUGGCCCAGGGUCCCCGUAGACGCCAGCACGAUGACGACGAUGACGAGUCCGAGAGUGUGGAGGAGGACGAUCUGGAGAGCCUGGCCAGCGCUGCCGUCGACGGGAAGAAACAACCCACUAAGCCCCAAGACCUUGAGCCCGAGAAGGAAUUGCCUCCACAUGCUUGCGCCUAUUGCGGCAUCCACAACCCAAGCACCGUCGUCCGCUGUCUUAGCUGCUCCAAGUGGUUCUGCAGCGCCCGUGGGAACACCUCUUCCUCGCACAUCGUCAACCACCUGGUCCGUGCCCGCCACAAGGAAGUCCAACUACAUCCUAGCAGCUCUCUCGGCGAUACCGUGUUGGAAUGCUACAACUGUGGGACCAAGAACGUAUUUCUCCUCGGUUUUAUCCCUGCCAAGUCAGACACUGUCGUUGUCCUGCUCUGCCGUCAGCCUUGCGCCGCGAUGCCUUCCUCCAAGGAUAUGAACUGGGACACCUCCAGAUGGCAGCCUCUGAUUGAGGACCGAUCCUUCCUCUCUUGGCUUGUCGCUCAGCCCACCGACCAGGAACAAUUACGCGCCAGGCAUCUCAGCCCUCAGAUGAUCGCAAAGUUGGAGGAAUUGUGGAAAGAAAAUGCCCAAGCCACAAUUACCGACUUAGAAAAGUCCGCCAACAUCGAUGAUGAACCCGCCCCCGUCCUCCUUCGCUACGACGACGCCUAUCAAUACCAGAACGUGUUUGGCCCACUCGUCAAGAUCGAAGCCGAUUAUGAUCGAAAGCUGAAGGAAAGCCAGUCCCAGGAUAAUCUCACCGUGCGCUGGGAUGUCGGCUUAAACAACAAACACCUUGCAAGUUUCGUUCUCCCAAAGUUGGAGCUCGGGGAUGUCAAGCUAGCAGUCGGUGAUGAAAUGCGACUGAAGUAUGCUGGUGAACUGCGACCUGUCUGGGAAGGCGUGGGCUAUGUCAUCAAGAUUCCUAACAACCAGUCUGACGAAGUCACCAUCGAGCUACGCUCCAAAGGCGAUCACAAGUCUGUCCCCACCGAAUGCACGCACAAUUUCACCGCCGACUACGUCUGGAAAGCUACAUCCUUCGACCGAAUGCAGCUGGCCAUGAAGACAUUUGCCAUCGACGAGAUGAGUGUCUCUGGCUAUAUUUUCCACCGCCUCCUGGGCCACGAAGUUGCCGCUGCCCCCAUGAAAACUCAAUUGCCCAAGAAAUUCAGUGUCCCAGGCCUCCCUGAACUCAAUGGCAGCCAGAUCAAUGCUGUCAAGUCGGUUUUGCAAAAGCCCCUAAGCCUGAUCCAAGGUCCUCCGGGGACAGGAAAGACGGUCACCUCCGCCACCAUCAUCUACCACCUUUCAAAGACCAAUGGUGGGCAGGUCCUAGUCUGUGCCCCAUCCAACGUGGCUGUGGAUCAACUUUGCGAACGAGUCCAUCGCACUGGUCUCAAGACCGUUCGAGUCACUGCCAAGUCACGAGAAGAUGUUGAAUCACCGGUGGGCUUUUUGUCCCUACACGAGCAAGUCCGAAUCAAUGACAGCAAUGUUGAGCUUACUAAGCUCAACCAGCUUAAGUCGGAACUGGGAGAAUUGUCGAGCCAAGAUGAGAAGAAGUACAAAUCCCUGACCCGGGCUGCAGAGCGAGAAAUCCUCACGAAUGCCGAUGUCAUCUGCUGCACCUGUGUUGGCGCUGGUGAUCCGAGACUGGCCAAGUUCAAGUUUCGAACCGUGCUCAUUGACGAGUCCACUCAAUCAGCUGAGCCCGAGUGCAUGAUUCCAUUGGUUCUUGGCUGCAAACAAGUGGUCCUGGUAGGCGACCAUCAACAGCUUGGUCCGGUCAUCAUGAAUAAGAAAGCUGCCAAGGCUGGACUCAACCAGUCUCUGUUUGAACGCCUGGUCAUUCUUGGGUGCGCCCCCAUUCGUCUCAAUGUCCAGUAUCGCAUGCAUCCAUGCUUGUCAGAAUUCCCUUCGAACAUGUUCUACGAAGGAUCACUUCAGAACGGAGUGACCAUGCAAGAUCGCCUGCGCAAGGACGUGGAUUUCCCGUGGCCUGUGGCCGAGUCGCCCAUGAUGUUCUGGUCCAAUCUUGGUAACGAAGAAAUCUCGGCCUCGGGAACUUCUUAUCUCAACCGGACCGAAGCGGCCAAUGUCGAGAAGAUUGUCACGAGGUUUUUCAAGGCUGGCGUCAAACCAUCUGGGAUUGGUGUCAUCACUCCGUACGAGGGCCAACGCAGCUACAUUGUCAGCUCGAUGCAGGCAAACGGCACAUUUAAGAAAGAACUAUACAAGGAGAUCGAAGUCGCGUCAGUGGAUGCGUUCCAAGGCCGAGAGAAAGAUUUCAUCAUAUUGUCCUGUGUUCGCUCCAAUGAUCAUCAAGGAAUAGGCUUUUUGAGUGACCCCCGCCGUCUCAACGUCGCUAUGACUCGAGCGAAGUUCGGGUUGGUGAUUCUUGGUAAUCCCAAGGUCCUUUCGAAGCACCCGCUCUGGCAUUAUCUCUUGUUGCACUACAAGGAGCGAAAUUGCCUUGUGGAAGGCCCUCUGACCAAUCUCCAAAUAUCUCUCCAUCAAUUCAGCCGGCCCAAGCAGUCCUACCGUGGGCCUCAGCGAUACCAAAUGGCUUACAAUCACGCGAGUCACAUGGCCAAUGGUAUGAUGAAUGGGCGAGCUCCUCAACGUGGGGAAUAUCGCGAGGGUGGCUCGGUUGUAGGCUAUAUUCCGGAUGAUGUGUCGUCGAUUCAUUCUUCCGCAAUUGGCGGCGUUGGUGUCCCUGCUGGUUACCCUCCCAUGUUCCAAGGGUUUACACCCGAUAAUUGGCCCUCGGUCUCGGGGGUCAAUGGCCGUCGUCCGAAUGGCGUCAAACCAAGACCUUUUACUGCCAGCGUGGCGGGUGAGUCGACGGUGGCAACGGAGUCGGAUAUCACUGGUAGUGGUAUUGGAGGCGUCACGCUGGACCAAUUGUCCAUUCACGAUACCAACAAGCCGGCGAGCUACAACCAGGCCGAUCGUUUGAAGAGGUACGUCGAGGGGGGCGGUCCCAACAUCGGGUAUCUUGGGAAUCAUAAGGUCGGCAAAGGCAUUCACGAGGAUGAGGAUGCAAGGAGUGUAUCGACUGCUUUUGCUAGCCAAAUUGGGGGUGGGUACGACUGA
Molecule: messenger RNA, 3237 nt
Organism: Exophiala aquamarina CBS 119918
Lineage: Eukaryota; Fungi; Ascomycota; Eurotiomycetes; Chaetothyriales; Herpotrichiellaceae
Product: regulator-nonsense transcripts 1
Exons: 2
Coding region: 1-3237 (1078 amino acids)
Biological process (GO): nuclear-transcribed mRNA catabolic process, nonsense-mediated decay
Cellular component (GO): cytoplasm
Molecular function (GO): zinc ion binding; ATP binding; RNA binding
Source: RefSeq, a predicted model, not a curated record